CUCUUUUCUCUCACAGGGACUAUUCAGUCAUUUCGCAGCCGCACACAAACGCACACGCGUAGUUUCUCUAUUCCCAAAUCAAAUCUGAAAGUUCUCUGUUUCUUUAACCGCCCUCUCUCUCUCUCUCUCUCUCUCUCCCUCUCUCAAUCAAUCUCACAUGUGAGAUUGAAAGUUUGAACGGAAAAAAAAUGGUGGUGCCCGGACGGAGAACUGUCUGGGAUGGAGUAAUCGAGCUGACGAAGAUGGCUCAGGAACAGUGCGUCGACGCUCGUCUCUGGGCUUCCCAUUUAUCGGCGAACUUAAAACCCGUCAUUGAGUUCCCGUCGACGGAGCUCGCGGAGGUACUCGUUUCGUACAUUUGUUGGGAUAAUAACGUCCCUGUUCUCUGGAAGUUCCUUGAAAGAGCUAUGGCUUUGAAGCUUGUCUCUCCUCUCGUUGUUCUUGCUCUGCUCUCUGACAGAGUUGUACCGAACCGGUUAACGCAACUCGCGGCUUAUAGAAUUUACCUGGAGCUUCUCAAGAGAAACAUGUUCAGGAUUAAAGAUCAUAUUACCGGACUUCACUACGACAAUGUUAUGGAUUCAGUAGCCAACAUUCUUCGUCUUCCAGAGUUAUUUCGUCUGGAGACAAGCAAGCCUGGUGUACUUUUAGUAGAGUUCGUCUUUAAGAUGGUGUCACAGCUUGUAGAUGCGUGCUUGAGCGAUGAAGGUUUACUAGAGCUAAGCCAAGACUCGAGUUCUCAGUGGGUGAUCAAGUCUCAAGAUAUGGAGAUUGAUGCUCCUGAGAGAUAUACUCAAAAGACUGGAUCUCACGAGAAGCUGCAGACUUUAAACACCAUCAUGGCUAUCGAGAUGAUUGCAGAGUUCCUCAGCAAUACAGUGAUCUCCAGGUUGCUCUACUUGGUAUCCUCCAACAGGGCUUCAAAUUGGCAUGAAUUUGUCCGGAGAGUACAGCUGCUUGGAGAAAAUUCAUCGGUCUUAAGAAACUCAAAGGUUCUAAAUUCUGGGGACCUAUUGCAGUUGAUUUCGAAUAAGAGAUUUGGGUAUUCUUGCGACAGCAAAGUUACUUCAUUACGGAAGUCCAACGCAAUUGUGGAUUUUGGAUCUCUUGCUUCAUUUGCCGGCUUAUGCCAUGGAGCAAGUCUCUCUUCACUCUGGCUUCCUCUUGAUCUGGUGUUUGAAGAUGCUAUGGAUGGAUAUCAAGUGAACCCAACUAGUGCGAUUGAAAUAAUAACCGGUCUAGUUAAAACACUUAAGGAAAUUAAUGGCAGCACUUGGCAUGACACCUUCUUGGGUCUUUGGAUAGCAGCUCUCCGACUUGUUCAAAGGGAAAGGGAUCCUAUUGAGGGACCUAUUCCUCGACUGGACACAAGGCUGUGCAUGUCACUGUGUAUUGUACCUCUCGUGAUCGCGAGCCUUAUUGAAGAAGGAGAGUAUGAGUUUGUCAUGGAAAAGCUGCGAGACGAUCUUAUUACAAGUUUGAAGGUCCUUGGUGAAUUCCCUGGGUUGCUGCAUCCUCCCCGUUGCGUUGUUUCUGCUGCCAACAAGGCUGCCACAAGGGCAAUCAUAUUUUUGUCUGGUGGAAACGUUGGAAAGUCAUGCUCUGAUGUCAUAAACAUGAAGGACAUGCCUAUCAACUGUUCUGGAAACAUGCGCCAUCUGAUAGUUGAGGCUUGUAUUGCAAGAAACAUACUUGACACGUCGGCCUAUUCGUGGCCUGGCUAUGUUAAUGGCCGAAUCAACCAAGUACCUCACACUCUACCCAUUGAAGUACCUUGCUGGUCGUCAUUUGUGAAAGGAGCCCCACUAAAUGCCGCAAUGGUGAAUGCAUUAGUCUCAGUUCCUGCUUCAAGCUUAGCAGAGCUCGAGAAACUCUAUGAGGUCGCAGUCAAAGGAUCGGAUGAUGAGAGGAUAUCUGCUGCUACAGUGCUUUGUGGGGCAUCUCUCACACGGGGAUGGAACAUACAGGAACACACUGUUGAGUUUCUUACAAGAUUACUUUCCCCACCCGUUCCAGCAGAUUACUCCGGGGAUGAAAGUCAUUUGAUUGGUUACGCCUGCAUGCUGAAUGUUGUUAUUGUCGGCAUAGGAUCUGUUGACAGCAUUCAGAUUUUCUCUUUGCAUGGCAUGGUUCCGCAACUUGCUUGCUCACUAAUGCCAAUCUGCGAAGAGUUUGGAUCUUACACCCCAAGUGUAUCAUGGACUCUUCCUUCCGGAGAAGAAAUCUCAGCGUAUUCUGUUUUCUCAAAUGCCUUCACUCUUCUCUUAAAGCUUUGGAGAUUCAAUCAUCCUCCUAUUGAGCACGGUGUAGGAGAUGUGCCCACUGUUGGCUCCCAACUCACUCCCGAACAUCUUCUUCUAGUGCGUAACUCUCAUCUUGUGACCUCGGAGACACUAAAUAGAGACCGAAACAGAAAGAGACUAUCAGAAGUCGCAAGGUCAGCAUCUUGUCAACCCGUGUUUGUUGACUCGUUCCCCAAGCUGAAAAUCUGGUAUAGGCAGCACCAGAGAUGCAUCGCUUCCACGUUAUCUGGACUUACACAUGGAUCUCCCGUCCACCAGACUGUUGAAGCACUUCUCAACAUGACGUUCAGGAAAGUCAGAAGCAGUCAGACGUUAAAUCCAGUGAAUUCAGGCACAAGCAGUUCAUCGGGAGCUGCAAGUGAAGAUAGCAUUGCAAGACCCGAGUUUCCUGCUUGGGAUAUCCUCAAAGCCGUUCCGUAUGUUGUAGAUGCUGCUUUAACAGCUUGUACUCAUGGAAGGCUUUCUCCUCGUGAGUUAGCUACAGGGCUGAAAGAUUUAGCAGACUUUCUCCCGGCAUCAUUAGCAACAAUAGUAAGCUACUUCUCGUCUGAAGUGAGUAGAGGUGUUUGGAAGCCAGCAUUCAUGAACGGCGUUGAUUGGCCAAGUCCUGCUACAAAUCUAUCCAACGUUGAGGAUUAUAUAAAGAAAAUUCUCGCAACAACAGGCGUUGAUAUCCCUAGCCUUGCUCCAGGAGGAAGUUCUCCGGCAACGCUCCCUUUACCUUUAGCGGCUUUUGUAAGUCUGACUAUUACUUACAAAAUCGACAAAGGUUCAGAGCGGUUUCUCAACCUGGCUGGUCCAGCUCUUGAGUGUUUGGCCGCAGGGUGUCCUUGGCCUUGCAUGCCCAUCGUAGCUUCUUUAUGGACCCAAAAGGCGAAACGUUGGUUUGACUUCCUCGUUUUCUCUGCCUCUCGCACAGUCUUUCUUCACAACCCAGACAUGGUGGUUCAGCUUCUCAGAAACUGUUUCAGCGCCACUCUCGGCUUGAAUGCUGCACCCAUGUCAAACGAUGGUGGUGUCGGAGCUCUUCUUGGCCAUGGAUUCGGCUCUCAUUUCUACGGCGGGAUAUCUCCCGUGGCACCAGGGAUUCUCUAUCUCCGUAUGUAUCGUGCUCUCAGAGACACCGUCUCUGUAACGGAAGAGAUUUUCUCUCUGCUGAUACACUCCGUGGAGGAUAUAGCACAGAACAGGCUCUCUAAGGAGAGUCUGAAGAGGCUGAAGACGGUGAAGAACGGAUCAAGAUACGGACAAAGCUCACUAGCAACAGCAAUGACUCAAGUCAAGCUCGCUGCCUCGCUUAGCGCCUCGUUGGUAUGGCUAACCGGUGGUUUAGGUGUGGUCCACCUACUCAUCAAAGAAACCAUACCGUCUUGGUUUCUUUCGGUUGACAAAUCAGACCGAGAACAAGGAGCAUCAGAUCUAGUUGCAGAGCUAAGAGGGCAUGCACUUGCCUACUUCGUUGUCCUAUGCGGAGCAUUCGCUUGGGGAGUGGACUCGAGAUCAGCUGCAUCGAAACGCCGACAAGGGAUCUUGGGAAGCCACUUGGAGUUCCUCGCGAGUGCCUUGGACGGGAAGAUAUCAGUGGGAUGCGAGACAGCCACGUGGCGGGCUUAUAUCUCCGGUGUGGUGAGUCUGAUGGUGAGCUGUUUGCCACGUUGGGUGACGGAGAUUGAUACAGAAGUGUUGAAGAGUCUGAGCAAUGGACUGAGACAGUGGGGAAAAGAGGAGCUUGCGAUUUUAUUGCUUUCCAUGGGAGGUGUCGAGACAAUGGACCAUGCGACUGAUUUCAUCAUUCAUUUGCGGUCUUAGCUUCUACAAGUUUUGAGCUCAGAUAGUUUUUUUUUUUUUGUUUUUUGUUUUUUGUUUUUAUUUGAUUAGCUUUGCUUUGAUGAUAGAUGUUUUUGCUUUCUUGUACCUUCAUGUCCUUUAGCUGUAGUAUAGUGUGAUGAAUCUAACAAGCAUGUAUAGGGAAUGGAUAAAAAAAAGAAGAAAAAGACAAAUCUUGUAAAGAAAUAAGAUUCUUAUAUAGCAAGAUGAUUAUGUC
Thlaspi arvense is the source of this 4347-nucleotide messenger RNA. The record is from the annotation of a GenBank genome assembly. Lineage: Eukaryota; Viridiplantae; Streptophyta; Magnoliopsida; Brassicales; Brassicaceae.